GGAGAGAUAAGGUGGAAGGAGAUGGAACAAAAACUAGUAGGAAGGUUCGCAUUUUUGACCCCUCGCUACAGGCGGACCAAAGGCCCCAAGACGCGUGCUGUAUUUCUCGCUCCCCGCAUCGAAACAAAAAUCCAACGAACUCCUCGCAACCGCAUCAACAACGAGGUCGGUCGUUCUCGUUCCUCUCCUUUCAUCUCCUCCUCCACCGCUGCGUCGUCGACGAACUGUUAGAUGUGCGGCGGUCAUCUAGGGUUAAGUUUUGUCCUGCUUCCUCAUAUGCUUCCACUAUAAACCCUGCUUUCUCUCUGAUCCAGCCUCGUUUCUUCUCUACCAUGUUGUUCCUCCCCAUCUUGCCCCUUGGAGAUGCCUUGGUGGAAAUCCUCUUCCUCUUCCUCUUCAUCUUCUGCGUUGUCCCAGGCUCGGAAACAAUCUCCGUCUUCCUCGGCAGGCGCCUCGCCAUCUAAGAACACACGUAGGGAAUCAUCAGCUUUCCUGUGGAGCAAGCGCGGUGAGUCUCCACAGCCGCGGCUCGAGCGGCAGCGGAAGGUGCGUUCCGUUGCCGAACUAGGUAUCGCGGCCGUAGACACCGUGAGCUCCACGCCGGUGUCGAGAUCGCCAAGCAAUCUUGAUUUGGUUCCUCUGCGGUCAUCGUCCUCGCCCGUGCUGCUCCCUCACCCGCUGCCAUUGCCCGAGUAUUCGCAUAAUAAUGGGGUCUGUGCCGCAGGAAGCGCGUGUGCGGGUUGCCGCUUGCCGUCACCGAAGGGUGCGGCGGCAGGUGGGGGAGUGGAGGCGGAGGGGAGUGGUAGCGCUGUGGACUGCUGUGUUCCUAUAGCGACGGAGGUGAAUGGGGAGAGGGCUUCUGCUGCAGCCGGAAGUAGACCAGCUUGUCCUAACACUCAGAAGAGUCCGGAGCACAUUGAUCCACCUAUGAAGGGAUGGAAUUUUACUAGUCAUAGGAAGGCAAUUCAUGAUCCAAACUCUGUUGAAAGUCUAACCUUUAGGUUAAACAUACCUGCUAAAAGUGCUCCACCGAGUGGCUUCUCAAGUCCUGUGCUUAGUCCUCGGAGAUUGAGUAAUGUGGAUGUUUGCCCUUCCACAUUCAAUGUUUCACAAGGGCUGCAGCUUUGUUUUGCUACUGAGGCCCCUUAUGUGGAUAUGAUGGCAGGCUUAUCUCCCCAAGCAUCACCUGAUAGAUCACCAAUAUAUAGUCCAGUUAUCAAAAGUUCUAUCCCAAAGUCAAAAAAUCCAAGCGCACCUCAAUCUCCUCUUCAUCCUAAGAUGUAUUCAGAUAGUUCUGGUGCAUGGCAUGAGAAUAAUGUGAAUGUCCACCCUUUGCCUCUCCCUCCCGGACCUUCCAUUCUGGUGCAGCCUAGCUUUUCUCAUCAAAACGCAUCAAAAAAUGAUGGGGCUUCAAUGACAAGUCAAUGGCAGAAGCAAAAACUCAUUGGCAGUGGUACAUUUGGGAAUGUUUACAAGGCUACCAAUAGGCAUACAGGUGCUCUAUGUGCUAUGAAAGAAGUAAAUAUAAUCCCUGAUGACCCUAAAUCUGCAGAGUGUUUGAAGCAACUGGAACAGGAAAUCAGAGUUCUUAGUAAAUUGAAGCAUCCAAACAUUGUGCAGUACUACGGAAGUGAAUUGACUCAGGAUCAAUUUUUUAUAUACCUAGAGUAUGUAUAUCCUGGUUCAAUUAACAAGUAUGUUCAAGAGCAUUGUGGAGCUAUGACAGAAUCUGUGGUUCGCAAUUUCACACGCCAUAUUCUCAAGGGGCUGGCUUACUUGCAUAGUACAGAUAACAUCCACAGGGACAUUAAAGGAGCGAAUUUACUUGUUGAUGUCAAUGGUGUGGUAAAGCUUGCAGACUUCGGGAUGGCAAAACAUUUAAGUGGAGCUGCGCCUGCACUUUCCUUAAAGGGGACACCAUACUGGAUGGCUCCAGAGGUUGUACAAGCUACAAUGGCCAAGGAUGUUGGUUAUGAUUUUGCUGUUGAUAUUUGGAGCCUUGGUUGUACAAUUAUUGAAAUGUUUACUGGCAAACAUCCUUGGAGUGGACUUGAGGGGGCUGCUGCAAUGUUUAAGGUAUUGCAUAAAGAUCCACCAAUACCUGAGACUUUGUCAUCAGAGGGUAAAGAUUUUCUGCAGCGUUGUUUCCGAAGGAACCCAGCAGAAAGGCCAACAGCAAAUAUGCUACUUGAUCAUCCCUUUAUUCGGAACUCAAAUCAUUACAAUCUCCAUGGUUCCAUUCAUGCUUUUGCAGGAAUCAAACUUAAUGAGAUAACGUACAGCCCACGAGAUAAACCUCGGGCAAAAAGCGAACCUUCGAUGAAGGGAAGACACUCUACUAAUGGUGAAACCAAUCACUCCCAUGCAGAAACUUCUGAACCCACAGCUUCCAGACUCCCACCACGUUCAGCGCCUGACGUUGCCCACAGUUUAUUUCCACAUUCGAAUCAUUCUUUGCCAGGCCCUUCAGGUUCUUCAAUGAAUGCCACAAAUGGCUUUUUCGCAGGACCGUCAACAAAUAUCUUAAAUGGCUUUCACUCUGCUGUGGGGAACCAUCAUUCUUCUGGCUCUGUAACAAAUGGCACUUAUUCUUCUGCAGGGAACUAUCACCAGCUCUCCUCUCCAAAUAACGUUAAUGGUGGCAUUCAUUCAAGUACAACUACCCAUCAACCCUAUGCUCUACCAAAGCCCCAUUUAAAAGAUUUCAAAGAAGUUGGUACUUUUAAGGAGCAGAAGCCUUCAGAUUUUUAGCUGAGGUUAGGGCUUCGUUUGGGACUGUUUUCUUCCUGCUUCUUAAAGCGGCUUUCUAGUACAAAAUUUUAAAUUUUUUAACUAAAAAGCCGCUUUAAGAAGCAAUAAGAAAGCCGUCCCAAACGAAGCCUAGGUUCAGUUUUGCGCUAGUUUCUCCUCUUUACUAUUUUUUUUCUCGUUCAACUUUUGAGGCAGGUGCUAGUUUCUAUGACCACAUGAAUAUAGAGGACUUGUACAUUUUCACCCAUGGUGCAUCAUAGGAAUCAGUUUUUACAUAUGAUUAGACCAUCUUGACCAGAAUUUUUCAAAUAUAAAAUAUUUUGUAAGUUGUAUUACAGUGUAAAUAUUAUUAUGCAUUUUGGCUUAUUUCAUUAUCUUCUUUAGUUGUGUGUGAUCUUUCUAUUUA
Dendrobium catenatum is the source of this 3157-nucleotide messenger RNA. RefSeq names its product mitogen-activated protein kinase kinase kinase 5-like. The record is from RefSeq and is a predicted model, not a curated record. The coding region runs from base 364 to 2751 and encodes 795 amino acids. Gene Ontology annotation, biological process: protein phosphorylation. Lineage: Eukaryota; Viridiplantae; Streptophyta; Magnoliopsida; Asparagales; Orchidaceae. Gene Ontology annotation, molecular function: protein kinase activity; ATP binding. The transcript has 11 exons.